Messenger RNA from Fusarium sp. VM40, 504 nucleotides. The record is from the annotation of a GenBank genome assembly. Lineage: Eukaryota; Fungi; Ascomycota; Sordariomycetes; Hypocreales; Nectriaceae.
AUGUCUGAGCUCAAGGUUGGCGAUAACUUCCCCGAGGGUGUCUUCUUCACCUACAUCCCUCCCUCUCCUGAGAUUUCCGAGUUCUCUACUUGCGGUACUCCCAUCGCCUACAACGCCAGCCAGGAAUUCAAGAACAAGAAGGUCGUCCUUGUCUCUGUUCCUGGUGCUUUCACACCUACCUGCAGUGCCUCCCACGUCCCAUCUUACCUUGAGAACAUUGACAAGCUCAAGGCCAAGGGUGUUGACAAUGUCAUCGUUAUUGCCUACAACGAUCCCUUUGUCAUGAGCGGUUGGGCCAAGGCCAACGGUAUCCACGACGACUCAAUUCUCUUCAUGACCGAUGGUGGUGCCAAGUUCUCCACCAGCAUCGGCUGGAGCCUUGGUGAGCGAACUGGCCGUUACGCCAUCGCCAUUGACAACGGCAAGAUUGUCUACGCUUCCAAGGACGAGGACACCAAGAGCAUUGAGGCUUCUGGUGCCCAGGGUGUCCUGGCUCACCUGUAA